Messenger RNA from Maniola jurtina (meadow brown), 2872 nucleotides. RefSeq lists its product as uncharacterized. Bases 501 to 1430 code for a protein of 309 amino acids. The record is from RefSeq and is a predicted model, not a curated record. NCBI's taxonomy places the organism in Eukaryota, Metazoa, Arthropoda, Insecta, Lepidoptera, Nymphalidae. The transcript is spliced from 2 exons.
UUGCUAUGGUAUAAAGUUCAUAUUAAAUUACAAGCACUCACUGUUGUCUAAGCAAUGUAGGUGUGUUCCUAACGUCAAAGAUCAUAUCUAUCAAAACGAUGUGCGUGUGUGCGUUGGAGCACAGAAUACAUAGUUGGAGGAGUUUAAUGUCGCGUUCCGAAACUCGCGUUUCUUUUGUAUUAGUUUCGGCACGCGAGAUAAAAUGCAUCAGUUUCCACGUCAUUACAUCAGUCAAACAAAAAUCGCGUUACCAACAGUGUUUUAUUAUUUUUAAUAUACAAAUUUUAAAUAAAUAAAACAAUUCGUACGGCUUAAAAGGAUUUGACUUCAAGUCAUAUCAAAUUAAAAAAAAAAAAAAAGUUGUCUGUUACCUAAUCUACUGAGUUUGCUUUUGACAACUGAUACACGAAACAAAUUCGUAUAUCGUGUUUUGUGCAGAGUGUUUAGUUAGUUAGUGUUUGUUUAGUUCGUGAUUAGUGAAAAAAUAAUUUAUAUUUGAUAUGCCUCCUAUAAGACGAAGCAAUUUAGGUAGAAGAACCAGAAAUGCUACAAACCAAGCUAAUUACCGAUCUAAUCGUACUGCACAAGAACGUGACGACGGAAAUGAACGUGAAAGAAUUCGGAUAUCACAAACGCGUGAAGCGCGAGCGCGACAUUCAACUAAUAAUCGCGCAAGUUUGAAUCGAGCUGCUUUCAGUUACGAUGUGUCAAUUGACUACGGUAACUACCAAUGUGUUGUUAUUGGUUCUAUCAACUCGGUUUGCUCACACUGUAAGGCAUUAAAAUACAAAAACGAAGCCAAUGGAUUGUGUUGCGCAAAUGGUAAAGUGAAAUUGAUACCAUUGGAUCCACCACCAGAACCAUUGUACUCAUUGGUUUCAGGAAUAGGAACAGAUUCUAUACACUUUUUGACACAUAUCCAACAAUAUAACAAUUGCUUUCAAAUGACUUCAUUUGGGGCAACAAAUGUAGUUCGGGAAAAUUUUAUGCCAACUUUCAAGAUACAAGGGCAAAUAUAUCACAGAGCAGGUUCACUGUUACCAGUGUCAGAUAGCGACAACAAAUUCCUGCAAAUUUAUUUUAUGGGCAAUUCACCACAAGAAAUUGAUCUGCGUUGUGCACAUAACAAUUUAGUAAAGAGGUCUAUUGUAGAACAAUUACAAACUUUAUUUCAUCAACACAAUCAAUUGAUUAUAUUGUUUAAAACUGCCCUGGAUCUGAUGCCAUCCGAUAAUCACAAAAUUGUAAUCAGAGCUGAUAAAACACCUGCAGGUCAACAUACAAGACGUUUUAAUGCACCAACUAUUGAUGAAGUUGCUAUCGUUGUAGUUGGAGAAAACUUGGAAUCCCGUGAUAUUGUUUUACAUCGUCGGAAUGAUCAAUUACAACGUAUAAAGGAAACACACCGCUCAUAUGAUGCACUGCAAUAACCCAUUAUAUUUUGGCAAGGUGAAGAUGGCUACGAUUUCUCAAUAAAAAUGAUAAAUCCCAUUACAGGUAACUAAAAUAUUAGUUUAGCUAUGGCGAUAAUAUCUCAGUCAUUAUAUUAUGUAUUUUAAUUUUAUAUUUGAAUGUUAUUAAAACAAAAUCUAUUUACAGGUUCUGAAACCAACAAAAACUAAGUUCAAUGAACUAUUAUUCAUACCGCCUAAUGAUUCGGGAAAAUGAAGAUAAUCACAUAUUGAAAUGUCGGCGAUUAUAUCACAAAUAUGUUGUUGACAUGUAUGUUAAAAUUGAAACGGAGAGAUUAACAUUCAUCAGGUUGAAUCAAACCAAACUCCGAUCUGAAGAGUAUAUUCACCUUCGAGAUGCGAUUAAUACUGAUGGAAAUGCACAGAAUGUCGGUCGGAUGACUAUUCUUCCAGCAACAUACAUCGGAAGCCCUCGGCAUAUGCACGAAUAUGCUCAAGAUGCCAUGUCGUAUGUUCGUCAUUAUGGUACAGCAGAUUUGUUCAUCACAUUUACAUGCAAUCCGCAAUGGAUAGAAAUCAAGCAGGAGUUAUUCUCUGGGCAAUCACCCAUUGAUCGUCAUGAUAUUACAGCCAGAGUCUUUAGACAAAAGUUGAAAUCUUUAAUGGAUUUCAUCGUAAAACAUAAUGUGUUUGGUGAGACACGCUGCUGGAUGUAUUCUGUGGAGUGGCAGAAACGAGGAUUGCCACAUGCACACAUUUUGAUUUGGUUGGUUGAAAAGAUAAGGCCAAAUGAAGUUGAUGCAGUGAUAUCAGCUGAAAUCCCUAAUGUACAAGUAGAUCCUGGAUUGCAUGAGGUAGUUAUCAAAAACAUGAUACAUGGUCCCUGUGGAACUCUUAAUCAAAAUUCACCGUGUAUGAUGGAUGGUAAAUGUUCAAAACGAUAUCCACGGACAUUAAUAUCGGAAACAAUUACUGGUAAUGACGGUUAUCCAUUGUAUCGUCGCAGAUCGACAGCAGACAAUGGAAAAUCAACAAUUGUCAAAUUAAAUCAACAAGAUAUUGAAAUAGAUAAUCGUUGGAUUGUUCCAUAUUCACCCAUUUUAUCAAAGACAUUCAAAGCACACAUCAACGUUGAAUCUUGCCAUUCAGUGAAAUCUAUAAAAUACAUUUGCAAAUAUGUAACCAAAGGGAGUGAUAUGGCUGUGAUUGGAAUUGGUGCAGAGAAUUCCAAUGAUGAAGUUACCCAAUACCAAAUGGGCCGCUAUGUCAGUAGUAAUGAAGCAGUUUGGCGAAUAUUUUCUUUUCCUAUUCAUGAGAGACACCCUUCUGUUGUUCACUUAGCUGUGCAUUUAGAAAAUGGACAAAGAGUGUAUUUUACAGCACAGAACGCAGUACAAAGAGCUGCUCAGCCACCAUCUACUACAUUAACCAGUUUUUUUGAGACAUGCCAAAACGAUGAU